UCGUCGAAAUAUUGUAGGGGGCGCUAUUGAGCCGACUUGCUACUCUGAAGCAUUAAUAUCACAUCAGAUAACUACAUUCAGGAUUUUAAAUGUGUGUCACAAGUUUGAUUAUGUUUUGAGCAUUUUUAAACUCUCAAAAAUACCUUCAUUUUUCAUGGCGAAGAAUGCGUCCCCAUGGCAACGGCUUUUAACGAAACAACAAGCUUUGAGUAACUUUUCAUCACAACGGUCUUUAGAUUGUUGUGGCCAAAUUUGAAGUUGAUUCGAUCAUUUCCCAAGGAGGAGUUCGUUAGAGUACAGCGCUUGGAAAUGACAGGAACCUCAAGAACUACUGAAGACAUUUUACUGAAUGUUGGACUUUAAUGUCGUCUUUUGAUUUCUGUCAUUUUCUCUCUGAACAGAAACAACUGAGUCAUGUCUGCUGAUGAUACAGACAACGUGUUCGACCUGAACGAGGUCCCGGAGACGGAGCUGCUGGACAACAGCAUCCAGAAGGGCCGCGCCCAGCUGUCCGUCAAAGCCCGGAGGAACCGCCCCUCCAGGUCCCGGUACCGUGACAGCGUGAGCUCCACGGAGGGUGACGACAGUCUGGAGAGGAAGCAGGACAGCCCAUUACACUUCGCCCGCUCACCUCUCCACCUGGCCAUGGGAGGCUCCUCCCCCUCUCCUGAUUCACUGCUGUCGGUUCGAAGCCCCGCCUUCUCCUUCGACUCCUCCCUGGUGCGUCACUCUCCAGAGGAUGAAGGAGCCUCAUUGGCUGCCUCCCCGCGUGGGCGGUACCGUCAGCUGACCAAUGCCACGUCUCAGGAGGCCCUGGUGACUCCCAGCAGCUCGCCCUCGCAGUCCUGCCCCUCCUCCGACUGUUCCCGGGUCUACAUGAGGAGGAGCAGGAGGCCCGACAGCGAAGUGUUGGUUUCUGAUUCGAGUCGGGACACAAGUCCAGCUGAUCCCGGCAGUCCAACUGUUGUCUUCGACAAGAAAACCAAGAGACGUUUUCUGGAUCUCGGGGUGACUCUCAGACGUUCGUAUAUCAGAGUGAGGAAAGAUAAAUCCAACAGGCUCUCUGUGGGCAGCCGGGAGCCGUCUGAGAGUCCGUCUCGGUCUUCAGGAUCUUUCGUCCCGUUCUCCUGGUUCACUGAAGGACGGGGAUCGCCUUCCUCCUUCGGGACGCCACCUGGCUCCCCUAAAGCCCCCACAACAAGUUCACCGAGGCCCCAAAGGUCUCACUCCCAGGAUGCCACUGUCAAGUAAAGCAAAACCAGCAGGACGCAGGGAGCAGACAACAAGUCCUGUAUGGAGUGUGUGCAAA
Messenger RNA from Anarrhichthys ocellatus (wolf-eel), 1309 nucleotides. RefSeq names its product sterile alpha motif domain containing 14 (gene samd14). Gene Ontology annotation, cellular component: postsynaptic density; actin cytoskeleton; dendrite. Gene Ontology annotation, molecular function: actin filament binding. The transcript is spliced from 8 exons. Gene Ontology annotation, biological process: actin filament organization; neuron projection development; calcium-mediated signaling. The record is from RefSeq and is a predicted model, not a curated record. NCBI's taxonomy places the organism in Eukaryota, Metazoa, Chordata, Actinopteri, Perciformes, Anarhichadidae. Bases 415 to 1251 code for a protein of 278 amino acids.